AUGAAGUAUCCUUCUGGACUCUUUUCUGUGCUUCUCUGUUCAGGACUUCUGGUGUCUUUGUCAACUGCUGUAUUUACGUGCUCCAGUGGUCAAGUCAACGAAACCUUACUAUGUCCAGAUGUUGUUGAUCAGGUAAACCUUACAGCAGGAACCUGCAAUAAUACCUUUCAGCAAUAUGCCUGCUCCAAUACGUCUGAAUUAGCCGAUCUCCCAGAAGAUUUUCUGGUCAACCUGAUCUCCUGUAAUGAUGCUAAAAAUGGGGAUCCAGACUAUUUCACCUUGCUUUUCUCUAAGCUGAACAGCAACAACUUCACCGCCGUGCUCUCCCAACUCAGCAGCAAUUUUUCUAGUAUCGGAUCGGUCUGGAGUGAACUCUUAUUGGAUGGGAUUUGGUUCCGUAUCAUUGAGAACAUGAAAAGCUCUACAGUUCGGUCAGAGUGGAUCCCCAGUGGUGCCCAGCCCUUCUUGAUCGAUGUUACCCCUGACAUGGUCCAGUGUCUGCAAAACACAAAUGCGAGCUGUGCCGCAUUCCAGGAACUGGUGAAGAAUCUGGACAGUGUGUUCCCCAAUAUGACAUCUGCAAAUCAGUCAGACCUUUACCCGGCUUUGACAUCCUUCUUAAGGAGCCGCCAGAAUCUGUCAGACUCGACCUGUUCUCAGAAUGUCAGCAGCAGCGAGUGGAUACAACAGAACUUCGGAAGAUUCGCACAGUUUGCGGAUUUCAAGGAUUUGGUUGCACUGAAUGCAAAAUUUAACGCUCUGGAUGCCCUGUCUCUCCUCACUCUACCACAAAUCGCAACCUUUAGUGUGGACUUAGGACCUGCCAAUGGCUCUGCUGCAGUUACGAGCAUUAUGGGAAAAAUACAGAAAGCCAGCGAUGCGUACGAUUUCCUGACUUAUAUAAACGCGGCUGCCGAAUCGAAGAACAUAAGUGCACUGUACCCAACUCUGGCACAGGCUCUGCUCAAUAAGACAUUCGAAGCCAUCAAGUCCAACGUCCCCGCAUUUACAGAAGCUAACUGGACCAAGCUCUUCCAGAAUGAAUUAACUCUUCUCCUAUCGCAAAUUACACCUCAAGUUCUCAGCAUCGUACCCCAAAAUAUCAGCUGUGAAUUAUACCAAGUCAUAAUGAAAAGUCUAGACCCGUCAUUCAGUCAAAUGGUCUCUGGGAACCAACAAAACAUUUAUAAUUCCUUUAUCAAGCCUUUCCUGACAAAAUCAGGUCCAACAUGUUCUCAGAACUCCAACAGCAGCAACUUUCUUACACAGAACAUUGGGAAGUUCUCUCAGUUUGCCGACUACAGGGACUUUGUGGCAUUUGAUAGGAAUUUCAGUGCUUUGGAUGUGCUGCCUGUCCUCACUAUACGACAAAGGGUGGACUAUAGCUUGACGUUGAACGCCUCUAGUGACCCCGCCGCUGAAGCCAGCAUUGUUGCAACUCUACAGAACACCAAUGACCUAUAUGAAUUCUUGACUUAUAUCAACACUGGCAUUGUCUCUAAUAAUGUGAGUUCAGUCAACGUGGCUUUGUCCCAAAAUCUGUUAAAUAAGACCUUUGAGACGAUAAAAGCCAACAUCUCCAUGUUCACCAAAUCAGACUGGACCCAGCUCUUCCAAGAUAAGCUCAGCGCCCUGCUACCUCAGAUCUCUUUCCAACAGCUCAACUUUAUUCCCCUCAACAUCACCUGCGACUCCUACCAGGUCAUACUCCAGAGUUUGGAUUUGAAUUUCCCAAACAUGAGUUCCGAAAUACAACAAAGUAUUUUUAAAUCCCUGAUCAAACCUUAUAUGACCCAAAAAGACUCGACCUGUUCUCAGAAUGUCAGCAGCAGCGAGUGGAUACAACAGAACUUUGGGAGAUUCACACAGUUUGCGGAUUUCAGGGAUUUGGUUGCACUGAAUGCAAAAUUUAACGCUCUGGAUGCCCUGUCUCUCCUCACUCUACCACAAAUCGCAACCUUUAGUGUGGACUUAGGACCUGCCAAUGGCUCUGCUGCAGUUACAAGCAUUAUGGGAAAAAUACAGAAAGCCAGCGAUGCGUACGAUUUCCUGACUUAUAUAAACAUGGCUGCCGUAUCGAAGAACAUAAGUGCACUGUACCCAACUCUGGCACAGGCUCUGCUCAAUAAGACAUUCGAAGCCAUCAAGUCCAACGUCCCCGCAUUUACAGAAGCUAACUGGACCAAGCUCUUCCAGAAUGAAUUAACUCUUCUCCUAUCGCAAAUUACACCUCAAGUUCUCAGCAUCGUACCCCAAAAUAUCAGCUGUGAAUUAUACCAAGUCAUAAUGAAAAGUCUAGACCCGUCAUUCACUCAAAUGGUCUCUGGGAACCAGCAAAACAUUUAUAAUUCCUUUAUCAAGCCUUUCCUGACAAAAUCAGGUCCAACAUGUGAUCAGAACUCCAACAGCAGCAACUUUCUUACACAGAACUUUGGGAAGUUCUCUCAGUUUGCCGACUACAGGGACUUUGUGGCAUUUGAUAGGAAUUUCAGUGCUUUGGAUGUGCUGCCUGUCCUCACUAUACGACAAAGGGUGGACUAUAGCUUGACGUUGAACGCCUCUAGUGACCCCGCCGCUGCAGCCAGCAUUGUUGGAACUCUACAGAACACCAAUGACCUAUAUGAAUUCUUGACUUAUCUCAACACUGGCAUUGUCUCUAAUAAUGUGAGUUCAGUCAACCUGGCUUUGUCCCAAAAUCUGUUAAAUAAGACCUUUGAGACGAUAAAAGCCAAUAUCUCCAUGUUCACCAAAUCAGACUGGACCCAGCUCUUCCAAGAUAAACUCAGCGCCCUGCUCCCUCAGAUCUCUUCCCAACAGCUCAACCUUAUUCCCCUCAACAUCACCUGCGACUCCUACCAGGUCAUACUCAAAAGUUUGGAUUUGAAUUUCCCAAACAUGAGUUCCGAAAUACAACAAAGUAUUUUUAAAUCCCUGAUCAAACCUUAUAUGACCCAAAAAGACUCGACCUGUUCUCAGAAUGUCAGCAGCAGCACGUGGAUACAACAGAACUUUGGGAGAUUCACGCAGUUUGCGGAUUUCAGGGAUUUGGUUGCACUGAAUGCAAAAUUUAACGCUCUGGAUGCCCUGUCUCUCCUCACUCUACCACAAAUCGCAACCUUUAGUGUGGACUUAGGAUCUGCCAAUGGCUCAGCUGCAGUUACAAGCAUUAUGGGAAAAAUACAGAAAGCCAGCGAUGCGUACGAUUUCCUGACUUAUAUAAACGCAGCUGCCGUAUCGAAGAACAUAAGUGCACUGUACCCAACUCUGGCACAGGCUCUGCUCAAUAAGACAUUCGAAGCCAUCAAGUCCAACAUCCCCGCAUUUACAGAAGCUAACUGGACCAAGCUCUUCCAGAAUGAAUUAACUCUUCUCCUAUCGCAAAUUACACCUCAAGUUCUCAGCAUCGUACCCCAAAAUAUCAGCUGUGAAUUAUACCAAGUCAUAAUGAAAAGUCUAGACCUGCCAUUCACUCAAAUGGUCUCUGGGAACCAGCAAAACAUUUAUAAUUCCUUUAUCAAGGCUUUUCUGACAAAAUCAGGUCCGACCUGUGCUCAGAACUCCAACAGCAGUAACUUUCUUGCACAGAACAUUGGGAAGUUCUCUCAGUUUGCCGACUACAGGGACUUCGUGGCAUUUGAUAGGAAUUUCAGUGCUUUGGAUGUGUUGCCCGUCCUCACUAUACGACAAAGGGUGGACUAUAGCUUAACGUUGAACGCCUCUAGUGUCCCCGCCGUUGCAGUCAGUAUUGUUGGAACUCUACAGAACACCAAUGACCUAUAUGAAUUCUUGACUUAUCUCAACACUGGCAUUGUCUCUAAUAAUGUGAGUUCAGUCAACGUGGCUUUGUCCCAAAAUCUGUUAAAUAAGACCUUUGAGGCAAUAAAAGCCAACAUCUCCAUCUUCACCAAGUCAGACUGGACCCAGCUCUUCCAAGAUAAACUCAGCGCCCUGCUACCUCAGAUCUCUUCCCAACAGAUCAGCCUUAUUCCCCUCAACAUCACCUGCGACUCCUACCAGGUCAUACUCAAGAGUUUGGAUUUGAAUUUCCCAAACAUAAGUUCCGAAAUACAACAAACAAUUUAUAAAUCCCUGAUCAAACCUUAUAUGACCCAAAAAGUAGGUUCGGCCUGUUCUCAGAAUGUCAACAGCAACGUGUGGAUACAACAGAACUUCGGGAGAUUUGUUCAGUUUGCAGAUUUCAGUGACUUUGCUGCACUGAAUGCAAAUUUUAAACCACUGGAUGUCCUGUCACUCCUUACUCUACCACAAAUUGCAAACUACAUUGUGAUCUUAGGGGCCAACAACACUGCCACAAUCACAAGCGUCUUAGGAACAAUUCAGAAUGCCAACAACAUGCUAACCAUCCUGGAUGAUAUAAAUGUCAUAUCGAAGAACAUGAGUGCCCUACAACCACCUCUGGCACAAGCUCUGCUCAAUAAGACAUUCCAAGCCAUCAAGCCCACCGUCUCAACAUUUACAGUGAAUCAAUGGACCCAACUCUUCCAGAAUCAACUAACUCUUGUCCUACCACAAAUCACUCCUGAGGUUCUUAGCAUCGUACCCCAAAGUAUCAACUGUAGCUCCUAUCAAGCCAUAAUCAAAGGUCUGGACUCAUCAUUUAAUGAUAUGGCUACCGGGAACCAGCAAAGUAUUUAUAAUUCCUUCAUCAAGCCUUUCCUAAAAAAGUCAGGUCCAACCUGCUCUCAGAACUCUAGCAGCAGUAACUUUCUUACACAGAACAUUGGGAAGUUCUCUCAGUUUGCCGACUACAGUGACUUGAUGGCUUUUAAUGGGAAUUUCAGUGCUCUGGAUGUGCUGCCCAUCCUCACUUUACGACAAAGGGUGAGCUUUAGCUUGGAGCUGAACGCCUCUAGUGACCCCGCCGCUGCAGCCAGCAUUGUUGGAACUCUACAGAACACCAAUGAUCUAUAUGACUUCUUGGAUUAUCUUAACAUUGGCGUUGCCUCAAAAAACAUAAGCUCGGUGAAUGCGGCUUUGUCCCAGGCUCUGCUGAAUAAGACAUUUGAUGCCAUAAAAGCCAACAUCUCCAUGUUCAACAAGUCAGACUGGACCCAGCUCUUCCAAGAUAAGCUCAGCGCCCUGCUCCCUCAGAUCUCUUCUCAACAGUUCAGCCUUAUUCCCCUAAACAUCACCUGCGACUCCUACCAGGUCAUACUCAAUAGUUUGAACUCUAAUUUCCCCAAAAUGAAUUCUGGAACACAACAGGAAACUUAUACAUCUCUGAUCAAACCUUACCUGACCCAAAAAGGUCCGUCCUGUGCUCAGAAUGUAGGAAGCGGUGCACUGAUCCAGCAGAAUUUUGGAAAAUUCUCUCAGUUUGCCAACUACAAUGACUUUGUGGCCCUUAAUGGAAAUUUCAGCGGGGGCGAUGUUCUGUCUUCACUCACCAUACAACAAGUUAUCGACUACAGCGUGGACCGUACCAUUAAUCAAGCAGUGGCCGCCGGCAUCAUUGAAAUGAUAAAAAAUGCAACCGAUAUUAUAAAUUUCUUGACUUCCCAGAAAACAUCUGCUUUAUCGAAUAAUGUCAAUUCUUUGAGUCCAUACCUGUCCCAGGGUCUCCUGACCAAAUCCUUCCAAAUGCUGAAGCCAAACUUCAACUCCUUCAGCAGCUCUGACUGGACUCAGCUCUUCCAGGAUAAACUAAGCUUGGUUCUACCAGAAAUCAGUAGAGAUCAACUGAGUCUCAUCCCCAGCAACAUCUCCUGCCUCUCCUACCAAACCAUAUUCAAUGCUCUGCAAUCCAGCAUCUCACAAAUGGCUAACUACAACCAGGAAAACGUCUACAAUUAUUUCAUCAAACCGUAUCUAAAACAGAAAGGUUCUACAAUAACUUGUUACAACCAAAGUGACCCUAGCUCCUCUGCAUGGCUUGUGAAUAAUGUGGGCCCCUUUAUGACUUACACUAGUCAAGAAGACUUGCUCUUUUUUGCAAAUGUUUCAAUGCUACAAACUUUUGCCAAUGAUCCAUCCUCUCUACAACUCGCAAAACAGCUGAAUUUCCCCAAAGAAACCGGAAUUUAUUUCACCUCUCUACUGACCUCAAGUCCAUCCUUCAACCUGAGCAGCCUGCCGGACACAUUCCUCUGUUACCUGACGCCAUCAGCUCUGACCAGUCUGAAUGCACAGACUGUCCUGGACGUAACCAAAAGAAUAAAUAGGCAAUGUUAUAAUACUUCUGCGGGACAAUCUGCCCCCGCUCUGACCGCUGACGAUGUGCAGGUGGCCAUCUCCCUGGUCAGCAAACUGGACAAUUUUACUUCUGAUACUCUUGUAAAUCUGGGACAAUCGGCUGUGGGUCUGUCCCCAGGACAAAUCAACAAGAUCAAUGGCAGUGACCUAAUAACCAGCGUGACCACUCUGGCCUCUGUCACUGGCUGGAGCGUCGGGCAGACCAAGUUCAUAAUGAAGAAGCUCCUGGACUCCAAUUUUGAGGUCAAGAACCUCACCAAUUUAGGAAGCUUAGUAACAGGACUACCAAGUAAAAAAAUGUCAGAAUUGCCCCCAGCAGACGUAGUAAACGCUGUGAAGGAUCCACAAUUUGCCAGCAAGCUCUCCGAAGCCCCUCAAACUUUGCAAUUUGCGGUUGUCUCACAGAUUGUAGCUGCCAACUCGACUGCAUCCAAUGUUGUUAAAAACGUCCCUGCCAGCCUGGCAGCCUUUAUUCCCAAGUCCCUCCUGCUCUUCAAAUCAGAGAAGGCAUCUCUGCAAGAUGUUAAUGGCAAAUCAUGGAGCCCUGACCAGGCUGCCAUGUUUUUUGAUGAUAUUGUGACCACCAACGAUAACUACACACAGAUUUCUUCUUCAGUCCUGCAAGGCUUUACGUGCGCUACCACAAAUAAAAUUUCUAAUGACAAAGUCAAGAUGCUGGGGAAGUCUAUGAAGACCCAAAAAGUGUCAUUGACUCAAGAUCAGCUGACAUGUCUGAGCAGAGAAAUAACCAAGAGCGGCUAUCCAACAGAUCUGACCUCCUACUCCCCGGAAGUCUUCCUAUUCCUAAACUCCACAACUUAUUCCUCGAUUGGAAACUGCACCGAUUUUUUCACCAAUGUCGGCCAAGCGAACAUCAAUGUCCUGCCUCAAGGCUCCAGUCUGCGCAGUAAUUUACUGGCAAAUGCCUUAUCCUGUAUGAGCAUAUCAGGAUCGAAACUGACAGACAGCAAUAUCCAGGUGUUGGGUCAGCUCUGCUGUGAUCUCAGCCCGUCCUACAUUGCAAAUUCCUCCGCCAGUAUUUUGACUCUUCUCUCUCAGUGUCAAUCUUUCACUACUGAACAGCAAACUUCCAUCUUGACUCUUCUUGGCAAAUCACUUGCGGCCUCCUCCACAUGGACUACAGACACAUUAUACUCACUUGGAGGAAUCAGUGGAUUUUUAACCUCAGACAUUGUGACCAGUAUCCCCACAGUAUCAUUUAACUCCUGGUUGAAAUCAGCCAUACAAGCCUCUGCCUUGACCCGAGAGCAGUUGGUCACCAUUGUGUUGAAUCGUAUUUCUACUAGAUCUCGGCGAGCUACAGGUUGUACUACUGGUAACAUCACAGCUGACAAUGUGAAUGACAACCUGCUCCCAGUGACUUAUACUGCACAACAAUUAGAUGCCUGCCUGAACAACGAUAUACUGGUGAAUUACCUGUCAGUACUGAGCAGUAAGAUCUUCACCAAUGACCAACUCCUCGUCCUGAAGAAUAAGCUCGAUGCGCUCUAUCCUUCAGGUUACCCAGAUACCAUCCUAUCCAGCCUCGGUGCUAUCACUAAAGUAUGUGGAGACGCUGACGUGAACAAGUGGAGCAUAGGUUCUGUGGACACCUUCAGCAGUUUGCUUGCUGCUGGGCCUUCUGCUAGUCUGGCCAGUAGUAUAAUUACAAAAUAUAUUCGUUUGGGGAAUCCGAUAAAUGCAGCUGCUCUAAAUGUGAUCGGGAGUCAAUACAUCUGCCUCCUGAGCAGCGCUCAACUGAGCCUCAUCACCACCACUGCUAUAAGUGAUGCCAAAGCCCUGGACGUUUCCGCAUGUAACCAAUCUGUAAAAGAUGCCCUGUACACUACGGCAAAGGCGGCCUACCAGGCACAGAAUAGCCAGGUGUCUAUCUACUACAACCUCAUAAAGCCAUAUCUGGGUGGAGCACCGGCCGCAGACCUCAAGUCCCUGGCUGCAAUGAGUCCCAGCAUGGACGUAGGAACCUUUGUGAAGUUGAAUCCAUCUGCUGUAUUGGGUCUGACAGUCAGCGAUGUGAAGGGUUUACUUGGCAACAACACGGUAGAUCUGAAGACUCAACUAAGCAACAGCGUCGUGAGCAACUGGAUCGCCAUACAGAAACAGUCUGAUCUGGACACCCUGGGCCUGGGCAUCCAGGGGGGAAUACGGGACGUCGCAACAACAACACCUACGACAACUAAGACUACGAGCUCUUCGGCUUCUGUUCUUGCUCACGGGCUCUUAGUCCUGUUGGCCGUUUUUGGAACAUUCCUUCUUACCGAAGACCUGAUGCAGAAGACAAUAUCAUGAGGACUCAACAGCAAGAUUCCACAAAUUAUCCAAGAUUAGAAAAACAUGGUUACAAGAAAUCAAUGGAGACAAGUCUUAUUGUCACCGCUGGAUUACUGUACACUUUGAAUAUAUCUAAUCAAUAUUAUCUGAUGUAAAAAAAAGGAAUUGUUUUCAGAAGAGAGCAGGCAUGUUUUUUUUUUGUUUUGUAUUUUUUGGAUAACCCUGUUAACACACCUACCUCUUCACGUUAAAGUGUAAUUCCACUUUCAGAAAUGCUUAACGGAGUACUCCACCCCAAGACAUCUUAUCACCUAUCCAAAGUAUAAUGCAUAAAUGUCUGAUUGUGGGCGGUCUGGCCGCUGGGAAAUUAAACAAAUUAAACAA
Hyla sarda is the source of this 8889-nucleotide messenger RNA. RefSeq lists its product as uncharacterized. The record is from RefSeq and is a predicted model, not a curated record. The coding region runs from base 1 to 8523 and encodes 2840 amino acids. Lineage: Eukaryota; Metazoa; Chordata; Amphibia; Anura; Hylidae. The transcript is spliced from 64 exons. Gene Ontology annotation, cellular component: cell surface. Gene Ontology annotation, biological process: cell-matrix adhesion.